UCAGACGGGGACCAGGCUGAGUUGGGAGCAGCGGUAGAGGGCGUCUGCCCCACAGUGCCCAAUACAGGAAGUGCACCCUCCCGGCAUCCGGGAUACACACACGAAACCCUCCCAGUCCUCUACGGCCGUCUCUAUGGUUCCCUAGAGGCCGCGGGACAGCACUUCCGGUUGGAGAGAGCACUUCCCACCCUGCUUCCAGUCUGGGUCUCACUCCCGCCCUCCUCGGGGCAGGGUGACUUCCGGUCUGCGAGAGACUUCCGGCGAGUGAUCGGGGCAACUGGGCAGCUCGGGGCAGGGCGGCUUCCGCUUCCUGCCAAGCGGCGCAUGCGCCGGGGGUACCCGGGAAGUUCCACCGGGCGUGGGGUGGGGAGGGGGGACACGGGCGAGACCAUGCGAGACCGCACCCGGGAACUGCGGGAGGACAAUGGCAGCUCGGAGGAGGACGAGCCGGAGCGCGUGGCCCUGGUGUUGCACCCAGGCUCGGCCGGCGACACGGACCCGGGGCACCAGCUGCUGCUCACGGCGCGGGGGGUGCGCGAGGUGCUGCGCACACUGGCACAGAAGGUGGCCGAGCUGGAGAAGCAGCAGAGCACGAUCCUGGCCACGCCCCUGCCCGAGGACGGCAUGAAGCGUGACUUGCAGCGACUGCGGGAGGAGAUUCGGGAGCUCGCCAAGGACGUGCAGGCACGGCUCAAGGCCAUGGAGCCCAAGAAGGGGGCUGAGGACGAGAACCACAACACGGUGGCUGCCCGCAUGAGGCGAACACAGCAUGGGAUCCUGUUCCAGCAGUUCCAGGCGCUGAUCAACCAGUGCAACGCCAGCCAGUCGGCCUAUCGCGACCGCAACGUGGAGCGCAUCCAGCGCCAGCUGCAGAUCACUGGCGGUGGGGUGGUGUCGGACGAGGAGCUGGAGCAGAUGCUGGAGACGGGGCAGACCGAGGUGUUUGUGUCCAACAUCAUGAAGGACACGCGGGUGACAAAGCAGGCGCUGAACGAGAUCGAGACGCGUCACGGCGAGAUCCUCAAGCUGGAGCGCAGCAUCCAGGAGCUGCACGACAUGUUCACCUACCUGGCCACCGAGGUGGAGCUGCAGGGCGAGAUGAUCGACCGCGUCGAGAAGAACAUCCUGGACUCGGAGGACUACGUGCACAAGGGCCACCAGCACCUGGCGGCCGCCCGCGAGAGCCAGCACAAGGCCCGCAAGAAGAAGGUGAUGAUCGCCAUCUGCCUCUCCCUCACGGUCGUCAUCAUCGUCAUCAUCAUUGGCGUCGCCAUCAGCACCGGCUAGCAUCACCCCUUCCCGCCCCCCUUCCCACCACAUGGCCACAGCCUAUUGGGCAGGGACUGGAAUAGGGGGCUGGAUGGGUUUAGGGGCGGAGCCAGGGUGAUAGAGGGGUGGAGCCAAGCUCCCUCCGAUUCCUGCAGUUCCAACCUCACUGCACCUCCCCCAGCCUCCAAGCUGGGCGGGACCCUUGCACUGACAGACAGACAAGCUGAGGCUACUUCCUGUCUUGGGUGGGGCCACUUCCUGCCAGUUGAUUUUCUCCCGUGGUCCCACCCUUCCUAUUUCACUUCUGGUCCGGGCCAUUUCUCCCCUCCCCCUUCUAGAUUUGUGGCCCACUUCUUGCUGGGGGUGGGCCUUGCCCCUCUCCCCUAGACCCACUUCCUGUCUCACCCUGCUGUGGGGCAGGGCCCACUUCCUGUCUCACUGGGUGUCACUUCCUGUGGCUGCCACCAUGUGCGGGCAGGCUUUAAAGGGGCGGGAGCCUGGACGUCUGGGUCCCUUCCAGCUCCUGGACGCCUGGUUCUUCGUGCCCCUCUCUUAACACUGCCUUGUGCCCUCUGUGCCUUUUUUAGGGGGGGACCCUGACUUGUCCCCCCACAUCACUACAGCGCACACCAGUAUUAACCCCUUCCCUCCUGGGCGCCUGGGCACCUGGGUCCCCUGGGGUGGGGCCAAGCCCCCGGAUGCCUUGGUCCGUCUUUCCUCUUGAAUGUAAUGUGGGCGGGUUUGGGAUUUCUCAUUUUGGGGGUGGGAAUUCUGUAUUUUGGGGGCGAUGGAGAAUAAAUGCACUUUGUGA
Molecule: messenger RNA, 2080 nt
Organism: Alligator mississippiensis (American alligator)
Lineage: Eukaryota; Metazoa; Chordata; Crocodylia; Alligatoridae
Gene: STX4
Product: syntaxin 4
Exons: 10
Coding region: 325-1287 (320 amino acids)
Biological process (GO): exocytosis; intracellular protein transport; vesicle fusion
Cellular component (GO): SNARE complex; plasma membrane; endomembrane system
Molecular function (GO): SNARE binding; SNAP receptor activity
Source: RefSeq, a predicted model, not a curated record